AUGAGCACAUCAAACACCAUCCUUAUGCCUACCGACUUUUCUGACUCGGCUACAAAGACCUUUGCUUGGGCUGCAAAGUUCAUUGUGCAGAAUGGCGAUAAAGUUGUUUUGCUCCAUACCCUGGAAGAACUUCAUGCUGACGAUAACCUUGCGACCUCUGCUAAUCAGCAAUUAUAUCAGGGUGCCGAGCGUAAGCUGAACGAAUGGGCCGAUCAGCUCCGUCUCCAACUUGGCGGUAAGACUGCUACCAUCGAAACCAAGGUUAGCUUUGGGUCUGCCGGUGUUGCUGUCUGCCAAAAAGCCGAAAAGAUCAAGGCUGAUCUGGUUGUUGUUGGAAUGCAUGGCCAGACAGAUCAAAAGAGUCUGGUCUUGGGUCCUGUUGCUACUUAUCUCUCCGAGUAUUUGACUCAAUGCCCUCUAUUCAUUGUCAAGGACAAGGCCGUUGAUGUCUGA
This is a messenger RNA of Batrachochytrium dendrobatidis JAM81, 453 nucleotides long. RefSeq lists its product as uncharacterized. The record is from RefSeq and is a predicted model, not a curated record. Bases 1 to 453 code for a protein of 150 amino acids. NCBI's taxonomy places the organism in Eukaryota, Fungi, Chytridiomycota, Chytridiomycetes, Rhizophydiales. The transcript has a single exon.